Gigantopelta aegis is the source of this 1091-nucleotide messenger RNA. Its product is annotated as U3 small nucleolar RNA-associated protein 25-like. Bases 1 to 906 code for a protein of 301 amino acids. The transcript has 5 exons. The record is from RefSeq and is a predicted model, not a curated record. NCBI's taxonomy places the organism in Eukaryota, Metazoa, Mollusca, Gastropoda, Neomphalida, Peltospiridae.
AUGUUACAGAGUGUGUUUGGGUGUGAACGUACCUCAUACAAGUUGAGACACACCAACAAUGGCUGGCAUGGGAGUGUUCGUAGUGCCAGACGCUUGAGACAUUCCGAGCUCUUCUCCAAGGAUGAGAAGGACGCCCUCUUCCCACAUUGGUUGAAGAAAAGUGGUUGCUUAAAACAGAUGAAAUCUCUGGUGAUCGUUUUGGGUCUUCUCAUCUCGUGCACCCUCAGUUACAGAAUCACUAUAGAAUGUGACGAAGAUGGUCUUGGACUUAUAGGCGGAGACGGGACAGGGAUGUCAGGCUUACUUUCUCUUCUAGCUGGCAAAAAGGGUGCAGGUCUUGGACUUGGUGGUGGUAUGGCAGGUGAUGGUCUGAGCCUGGGGGGUGGUGGUGAUGGACUGGGGCUGGGAGGUAAUGACGGUUUUGGCCCUGGUAUUGAAGGUGAUAUGUCUGAUGCCGCCGACCUCUACGAUGUCCUAGGAAGCAGCCACGAUGACGAGGGACUAGGUCUGCCUAAGGACGCUGAUCUUUUGGGUUUGGUCGGAGGAGACGAUAAUGAUGAGGAUGAUGACGACGUGGACGAUUUGUCUGCAUCGCUGAGGGAACUCGCUAAAGCUCUUCAAGAAAACAAGCAGACCGCUGAGGCUGAGGCUCUCAACAAUGCUGCUGACGUCAUUGACAAACUGAGCGAGCAGUUGAACAAGGAGGUGGAGGGUGAGUUAAAGAAGGGGGAGAGCGAGCUGGAGAAGGAGGCUGAGAAAGCGGCACAGGAAGAAGAUGAAGAGGACAAGAUGUUGGAAACUGAGCUGACUAAUGAGGUGGACAAGGAAACACAGGAAGAGGCCAACGAACAGAAAGAGGAGAACAAAGUCUUGGAACAACUUGAUUCAACAUCACCUCUUCCAUGAACAAACCAGUUUAUAACAUAAGCUGUACGAUAUCGACUGUGCUGAACUGGAAAACCAUCUGAUGAAAUUUGUGUUACAAACACAGCACAACUUACAUCGGGACGCCAAGGAGUAUAUAUGUAAAGAAACUUCAUCUGUGAUGAAGAAAUACUUUAUAUUACUGCAAAUAAAAACUGUUACUACAA